AAACAAAGAAAGGCUGAUUGGUGGUGGUGGUGGUGGGUGCGUAGGAUAAGCAAGCAAAAUCUGUUAAAGGAUCAUCCCACUACCACUCAACUCCACCCCCGUGGUUGAAUUAAUCUGAACAGAAGAUUCUUUUUGGCUCUCUCUAGCAGAAAUCUGCUUACACCCUUUUUUUUUUUUUUUUCUUCUCUUGUCAGUCUGAAACUUCAAUAUGAAGACACAUAUGAUAGUGAAAGUGAAAGCAAACAGGAAUAUGUUAUCCUGUUUCUUGUUGGUUUUUCUACUGUUUGACAUGCCAUUGGGACAUGCUGAGCAUGGAAGCAGCUUGUCUCAACAGAAGCUGGAUGUUCGUAACCACUUGAACCGCUUGAACAAGCCUCCUGUUAAAUCCAUCAAGAGCCCAGAUGGAGACAUAAUUGACUGUAUCCAUAUUUCUCACCAACCAGCUUUUAAUCACCCUUUACUCAAAGACCACAAAAUCCAGAUGAGACCAAAUUUCCACCCUGAAGGACUUCUGAGGGAGAACAAGAUCAAGGUUAAGGCCUUUUCUAAUUCUAAUGAAAAUUCAGAACCCAUUACUCAAUUAUGGCACUUGAAUGGAAGAUGCCCAGAAGGAACUGUUCCUGUAAGAAGAACUAAAGAAGAAGAUAUAUUAAGAGCAAGUUCUGUCCAAAGGUUUGGCAAGAAGAAACAUCUUUCUGUCCCCAAACCCAGGUCUGCAGAACCUGACCUCAUUAGCCAAAGUGGCCAUCAGCAUGCAAUAGUUUAUGUGGAAGGAGACAACUAUUAUGGAGCAAAGGCAACCAUAAAUGUAUGGGAACCUAAAAUACAACAACCAAAUGAAUUCAGCUUAUCUCAAAUUUGGAUCCUAGGUGGCUCCUUUGGAGAAGAUCUUAAUAGCAUUGAAGCUGGCUGGCAGGUCAGUCCAGAUUUAUAUGGAGAUAACAGAACUAGGCUCUUCACUUAUUGGACAAGUGAUGCAUAUCAAACAACAGGUUGCUACAAUCUCCUUUGCUCAGGCUUUGUUCAAAUCAAUAAUCAAAUAGCAAUGGGUGCAAGCAUAUACCCUGUUUCUGGUUAUGGUAGAUCCCAAUAUGAUAUCAGCCUACUUGUUUGGAAGGACCCAAAAGAAGGUAACUGGUGGAUACAAUUUGGAAAUAACUAUGUGCUAGGAUAUUGGCCAGCUUCCCUUUUCUCCUACUUGGCUGACAGUGCUACAAUGAUUGAAUGGGGAGGAGAGGUUGUUAACUCAGAACUUGAUGGGCAACACACCACUACUCAAAUGGGAAGUGGCCAUUUUCCUGAAGAAGGGUUUGGAAAGUCUGGUUACUUCAAGAAUAUUCAAAUUGUUGAUGGAUCCAAUAAACUCAGGGUUCCUAAAGACACUGACACUUUUACUGAGCAGCCUAACUGCUAUAAUGUUCAAAUUGGCAAUGAUGGUGAUUGGGGUAAUUACUUUUUCUAUGGUGGUCCUGGAAGAAACCCCAACUGCCCAUGAUCAUAUACGGUGAUCAUAAUCAUCAUAACUGUAACUAUUUUGAUUCUUGUUUCUCCCUCUCUUCAGAUGGCGUUAAGGUUUGCACAUGUCAGUAUACUUUCUAUUCUUCUGUAUUUGUCCCCCAUUUGUUGUUACUAUUUUGAUUUAGGCUAGUAAUCAACUUGUAAAACUUCUUUUCCUCCUUCUCUGCAAGUGUAAAUUAACCCUUUCAAGUCAGAAGAAAGGGAGAUGGUGUGUUUCUUAAGCUGAGGAGCAGCAGUCACCUCUUGUGAACUUCUUUACUACCAUAAUCUUAUUGAAUUUGCUUCA
Ricinus communis (castor bean) is the source of this 1804-nucleotide messenger RNA. RefSeq lists its product as uncharacterized. Bases 209 to 1495 code for a protein of 428 amino acids. NCBI's taxonomy places the organism in Eukaryota, Viridiplantae, Streptophyta, Magnoliopsida, Malpighiales, Euphorbiaceae. The record is from RefSeq and is a predicted model, not a curated record. The transcript is spliced from 7 exons.